This is a messenger RNA of Lottia gigantea (owl limpet), 843 nucleotides long. RefSeq lists its product as hypothetical. Lineage: Eukaryota; Metazoa; Mollusca; Gastropoda; Lottiidae. The transcript has a single exon. The record is from RefSeq and is a predicted model, not a curated record. The coding region runs from base 1 to 843 and encodes 280 amino acids.
AUGAGAAACCUUGUUUUGAUGAUAGCCAUUGCCUUGGCAUCUACUGUUAAUGCUCAAGACAGAUUUUUAUAUGGGGCCCUACCAACCUACAACCAACCAGGCCCGUCGUCAUUUUACUUCGACAAUGGAUAUUCUCCAUCCUCUAGUAAUACUUACCAGCAACCGUUCGGAAGCAACCGGUUCCCUUCUACGCCUGAUGUAUCGUCACCAUCAUUUGACUACGGUUCAUCAGUAUAUACAAGCAACACAUUGCUGUCGCCAUUUGCAAGCAUCAAUAGUCCGCAGUCAAACGCAUUCACCAGCUUUCCACAGACGAUUGGCUUAAGUCCCUUUGGUUUCCCACAGCAACCGGCGAGCAUCGGCUACCAGCAACCAAUCAGACCUUUUGAAGGAUUUGGACAAUUUGGAGGAAAUCAGCAAUUUUCAUCUUACGUAUCACCCUUUUCCGGAUUCCCCCAAAACAAUCAGGGAUUUGGUGUAAACCAGGGGCCAGUCGCACCGCCGCAAUUCUUGUUUCCAACUGCGAGCAAUCAACCAUUUGGUCCAUCACCUUUUCGUAACACACCUGCCCAAGUGAACCAGCUUCCACCCCAACAAUCGUUUCAAAACACCAAUCCCUUCACUCAACCACAACUUCAGACGCAGCAGCAGUCGCAGUUUCCUACAAAUAAUCCGUUUCAACAACCACAACCACAGACAGGGUUCCCAUCACAGCCAACGCAACCUGGACUGUCAACAUCUCCUCCAAGUCAGGGUAAUCAACUGCGACCCAUUAAAGGAAUCUUUGGACCUGGACAACCGGGACAGUUUGAUACACCAAAGGAAUAUGUAAUACCAUUAUAA